AUGAGACCCUCUACAGUUGGAAUUGUAUCGAUCGAAGAGAUGGGCCCAGUGAACACCCACUGGCGCGAAUCCACUCAGAAGAUCGAGAUCCUUCCCUCAGACCAAGCACUAGUAAUCCAAGUCGACUACGUACUUUCGAUCGUACCACUGCAGAAGGCAGCGGCGACAGCGCAACGAAUAGCGCGCACUGCCGUCGACGGGCAAUCUCCGGGAGGCUAUUGA
Molecule: messenger RNA, 222 nt
Organism: Penicillium mononematosum
Lineage: Eukaryota; Fungi; Ascomycota; Eurotiomycetes; Eurotiales; Aspergillaceae
Exons: 2
Coding region: 1-222 (73 amino acids)
Source: RefSeq, a predicted model, not a curated record